Messenger RNA from Drosophila suzukii, 3271 nucleotides. RefSeq names its product Ubiquitination factor E4A (gene Ube4A). Gene Ontology annotation, cellular component: cytoplasm; nucleus; ubiquitin ligase complex. The record is from RefSeq and is a predicted model, not a curated record. Gene Ontology annotation, biological process: protein polyubiquitination. Gene Ontology annotation, molecular function: ubiquitin-ubiquitin ligase activity. NCBI's taxonomy places the organism in Eukaryota, Metazoa, Arthropoda, Insecta, Diptera, Drosophilidae.
CAACGGGCACACUGUGACCAGUCAGAUUUUCAAGGGAAAACAUCUGACAGCAAAUAUAAUAUUUUCCCGAUGACGAGCGUCGAGGAUAACCCGUUCGCCGCUCUGCUCCAGGAGGGCACCAAUGCCGAUGGCGUGUCCCACAAGCUGGUCGAGGAGGUGCUCCUGUUCACGCUGAACAAGGCCUCCUCCGCCCCAGGCCUGUGCCUGGCGGACGUGGUGGUGGACACCAGCGAGGAAACGCUGGGGGAAGACCUGGUGGCCCACGCCCUCUUCGAGCGCCUUAUGCUGGGCGAGACCGGCCAGUAUGCAGUGGGCAACGCCAGUCCGGAGGCCCUGGAGCCGCGGGCAAUGUGCUACCUGCGCGGAGCCUUUUCCCGAUGCGAGCGGAUUCAGGCCGAGCGGAAAACCGACUGCUCCAAGGUCCUGGCCCUGAUCCUGAACAAUGCCAGCACCUGCAUGCGCCAGCCGGAUCUCUUUGCUCCACAAUCCUUCGCUGCCCAGUGGCUGGAGAUGUUCGAGGAGGCCGACGAGCACGACACCAGCACACAAGAGUUCCUGGUCCGCGUCGCCUGCAAGGUGGUGGAGGAGGACGAACCGAUCGAGGCCCUGGGCGCCCUCAAGGCCAUCUUUUACCCGAUGCUCACCGAUCUGCAAAAGCUCAUUGCGAAGGAGAACCUGAUUACGGUCAAGAAGAACGUCUUCUGGAUCCUGGGAUUCUUUGUGCGCGAUAAGCGAGCAGCCGUCCUGGGAGAGCUACUCAUUGACUUUACCACUCCGAAUCCCAAAGCUAAAGGUGGCGAGUACAUGGACACUUUGCUGGGAAGUCUUCUGUGCAUCUCAAUCUUGCCCAAGACCCAAACGGCCAAGUACGAGUUUUUCCAAGAGCUAUCACUAAACCAAACGGACGCCGCCCUGUGGGGUGUUUUAUCUCAUCACCAGCAGUCCACUUUCCUGCUCGUCAAACAGUUGCUUGUUCUGUCGCCCGAGACCAAGAAAAAGACACUCCAAUGGCUGGCCAAUUGCCUGGAUGCAAAUGUGUCGCGCGGUCACUUGUGGAGCAGUAUCAAUCUGAACCUAGAACAAACGGUUCACAGCACGGCCAGCGAUGCUUUCAUGACCAGCCUCUGUGCAGUUCUCACUCGUCUCUGUGCUCCUCUGUGUUUGCCCUCGUUAAAGGUUCUUCUAGUGGACCCUACUUAUUGUGCAGUGCCGGACAAGGAUCGCCAGGCGAAGGGCGUGAGCCUGCUAAAGGCCCAUGACGAGACCUGUCUGCUUCCAAGUGAGGAGGGCGAAGAGCGUCUAACGGCUGAAAAGUACAAUUUCGUGACGGAGAUCUUCUACAUGACCCACAAAUGCUUCGAACUUGCCCAUCGUCCCUGCAUUGAACGCCUCACUCGCGUUAUGCGCGAACUACAAAACACCCAGACGGCCUACGGGGAGGUUCUGAACAGCGAUCCCAACAACGAACUGACCAAAAACCUGUUCCGCAUGAUGCUGGAACAGAUGCAGCAGGUGCUGUGCAUAAAGAACACGCUGUCCGAGCCCACAAAUGACACCGCCUUGCUGAAGUUCUUCGAGGCUUCGGCGAUCUGGCUGACGGAGGUGGCAAUGCUGCCGCGUGAGAUUUUCGAACAGUGUCUGGACAAGCGGGACUUUUCCCCACAACUACAUCGCAACCUGGAGUUGCUCUCGGACACGCCGCCCUUUGUGGCUCCUUAUAUGCAAUCCGUGCCAGAGGGCAUUAUAGACAACAUUUCGGCGUAUUUGAAUUUCUGCCGGCGACUCAACGGCGAUCAAUACAUCCAUAUUUAUUUUUCCGCCCAUGAUGCGUUCUUCAAGAUGAUACUGCUAUUCAUGGGCAGCUCGGGGCUAGUAAAAAAUCCUCAUCUUCGUGCCAAACUAGCCGAAGCCCUGGAAUUUCUACUGCCCACACAGAUUCUUGGAAGCAAUCGACAGACUUUCGUCACUCAUGUCUUUGACAACCAUUCGGAUCGGUUGAAGGUGGUUCGCAGUCUGCUGAACGUCUUCGUUAGCAUCGAGAUGACCGGACAGUCGGUGCAGUUCGAGCAGAAAUUUAACUACCGCCGGCCCAUGUAUGCUAUAAUGGAGUUUCUGUGGACAAAGCCCGAGCACGUGCAGUGCUUCCGGGACUUGGCCAUCGAAGCGGAGGAAAACAUGGAGGCCAUUGAGCCGCCAAUCUUUCUGCGAUUCAUCAAUUUGUUAAUUAAUGAUGCCAUCUUCCUACUUGACGAGUCUUUGUCCAACCUGGAGCAGAUCAAGCAGCUGCAGCAGGCUCAGGAUAAUGGUGAGUGGAAUGCGCUGUCGCAUAAUGAGCGCCAACAGCAGGUGUCUAACCUUCAACACUUGGGAAUGCUGGCGCGCUUUGACAACAUCCUCGGAAGGGACACUAUUAACAUCCUGAAGCUUCUGACCACGGAGAUCAGGAGCAUUUUCUGCCACAACAGUAUGGUGGAUCGCAUUGCAGCCAUGCUGAACUACUUCCUGUUGCAUUUAGUUGGCCCGAGGAAGGAACGCUUCAAGGUCAAGGACAAAAAGGAGUUUGAAUUCGAUCCGGCUCAGACGGUGCUGGAGAUCUCUCACAUCUACAUCAAUUUGAGCACUGAUGACAGCUUCUGUUUGGCGGUGUCGCAGGAUGGGCGCUCCUACAGUGAACAGCUUUUCGGCUACGCCGAGAACAUUCUAGUCCGGAUCGGAGGAGGCCAACUGAUCGGCGACUUGUCCGAAUUUGCCGUAAAGGUGGCGCGAAUGGGAGCUCAGUAUAAGGAGGAGCAGGAGCUGCUGGCCGAUGCGCCCGAAGAGUAUCUGGAUCCGAUUAUUUCCACGCUUAUGACGGAUCCUGUCGUGCUGCCCAGCUCCAAGGUUACUGUGGAUCGUUCCACCAUUGCCCGUCAUCUCCUAAGCGAUCAGACCGAUCCCUUCAAUCGCGAACCACUCACCAUGGACAAGGUCAAGUCCAACGAGGCUCUGAAACUGGAGAUCGAGCAGUGGAUUCAGGGCAAGCGAGAUGCGGCCCGCUCUAAGAGUUGAGGGAGCAUCGCAGCCGCAUCUGCGGGCACAGCUGCCCAACCAAAGAGUUAACUCCAUGGGAUAACGGAUCAGGCAAUAGUCAAUGUUUUUUGUUCAUAAGAAUUCCAGUCAUACAUAAUGUUGUGUGUAUGUUCAAUCCUUGUACAGUUAGUGGUUUUUGAAGUUUAUUCUUAAUCUAUUUUCCUUAACGGUCGAAUAAAUGUUUCUAUAUUCUCAAACUGUA